GAGCACACGCCGGCUGGAGGGGACGGCGAGCGGGCGGGAGGCGGCAGGCAGCGCCGCGCCGCGCCGAGCCGAGCGAAGGAGGGACGCGCCGGGCACGGCCGCCACCAGCCCUCCCCAAUCCUCCGUCAUCCUCCCCGCCGCGGCCGCCUGGCCCCCUGACAGCCGGCGGAGCAGCAUCCCCACACGGCCCCCUUCCCGUCAGGCACGACUGAACCAUGGAGCUUCGAGUGGGAAACAAAUACCGGCUGGGCAGAAAGAUUGGUAGUGGUUCGUUUGGAGACAUUUACCUAGGAGCCAAUAUUGCGACUGGUGAAGAGGUGGCCAUCAAACUGGAAUGUGUCAAAACCAAGCAUCCUCAGCUCCACAUUGAAAGCAAGUUCUACAAGAUGAUGCAGGGAGGAGUGGGUAUCCCCUCCAUUAAGUGGUGUGGAGCAGAGGGAGACUACAAUGUGAUGGUGAUGGAACUCUUGGGGCCCAGCCUGGAAGAUCUCUUCAACUUCUGUUCCCGCAAAUUUAGUCUCAAGACAGUUCUGCUGCUGGCAGACCAGAUGAUUAGCCGUAUUGAGUAUAUUCAUUCCAAGAACUUCAUCCAUCGGGAUGUCAAGCCAGACAACUUCCUUAUGGGCCUUGGCAAAAAGGGCAACCUAGUAUAUAUCAUUGAUUUUGGUUUGGCCAAGAAGUACCGAGAUGCCCGGACCCACCAGCACAUCCCUUAUCGGGAAAACAAGAAUCUGACUGGCACAGCCCGUUAUGCCUCUAUCAACACCCACCUGGGAAUUGAACAAAGUCGCCGUGAUGACCUGGAGAGCCUGGGUUAUGUGCUCAUGUAUUUCAACCUGGGCUCGCUGCCCUGGCAGGGCCUCAAGGCUGCCACCAAGCGCCAAAAGUAUGAGAGGAUCAGCGAGAAAAAGAUGUCAACGCCCAUCGAGGUGCUGUGCAAAGGGUACCCUUCUGAGUUCUCAACAUACCUCAACUUCUGCCGUUCACUGAGGUUUGAUGAUAAACCUGACUACUCGUACCUGCGGCAACUCUUCCGCAACCUCUUCCACCGCCAAGGCUUCUCCUACGACUACGUCUUUGACUGGAACAUGCUUAAAUUUGGAGCAGCCCGGAACCCUGAGGAUAUGGAUCGGGAGCGGCGAGAGCACGAGCGAGAGGAGAGGAUGGGGCAACUCCGAGGGUCAGCCACGCGAGCGCUGCCCCCUGGCCCACCUGCUGGAGCCACUGCCAACCGUCUUCGCAAUGUCACCGAGCCCAUGGCCUCCACCCCCACCUCCCGAAUCCAGCAGUCCGGCAACACGUCCCCCAGAGCAAUCUCAAGAGUGGACAGGGAGCGGAAGGUCAGCAUGAGGUUACACCGAGGAGCUCCUGCCAACGUCUCCUCAUCUGACCUCACAGGGCGGCAAGAAGUGUCACGGAUUUCAGCAUCACAGACAAGUGUGCCAUUUGAUCACCUUGGGAAGUGAGGAGCAAUUGCCACUGGACCAGUGUUUGCUUAGAAUUUCUUUUUGCCAACGAUGAGGAGUCGAGCUGUGCCCCCGCGCUGGUGUGAGCCGUUUCCAGAGGGCCACCUGUCCCCGGCGUGAGCACCUCCAAGGAGCUGUCGACGUGGGAGCCGUGUGGGAACACCUGCACUGCCCCCCAGCCCCUACUGCUGCCCCCACUGGCUACCCUCAGUUCCCUCUCCUGACUCUGCUCCUGGUUUUGAUUUCUAUUUUUUUUUUUUUCUUGGAUAUCUUCUCCUGCUUUAAUUUUUUUUUUUAUAAUAUUGUUUUCAAAUCAUAUGGUUUCUAGCCAUAUAAAUUUAAACUUUGCUCUCCUUUUUUUCUGAGGGCAGGGGUUAGUGGUGGGUGGGUGAAGUAUUUUUUUGGUCUUUUUUUUUGAUUUUGUUCUUUUCAGGAGCCUUGUGGGCCAGGAGGGAAUCAGAUUCCAGCCACACUUGAUGGUAGAAGUCUGAUUUUUAUUACUAUAAUGGAAUUUAUUUUCUCAAGCAUUAAACACAUUUUAAGCUGUGAGGGGAAUUGUGGCAACAGCCUAAUCAUUGACUCGGGCUUCCUUUCCUUGGGUGGCUUCUCUGCAGUUUCUUUUCUGGCUGUUGGGAGAAGUGCCAGCCUUCCCUGUUCCAAGUGGUCCUCAGACGCCAAGGGAUCUCUUUGGAGAGACACCUGGUCCCAUGGAGGAUGGGAUUGUUGGAGCUGACAUACAGGGAGAAAUAUACUUCUCAUCCCUGCAGCGGGGUCUUUUUUUUUUUUUUUUUUUUUUUUUUGUCUGGCUGUGCGUGUUUUUCUAUUUUUAUUUUUUAAUUAAAACUUGUUUUAAUUCCUGCGGAGAGAGUGUGGGACUUGAGGAGAAGAGAGGGGCGCACAGAAACUGGAGUUUGGAGUUCUUUCAGAGCAAUGGUUCUUGCUCUCUCCUUUCCUCAUACAACCCCAAGUAAGAUCCACCAAUACAUGCACAAUCCCCUCCUGCCCUCUCCCACCUGUCUCCCCCCUCCUUUUCCCCCCCCACUUUAGUUGUUUUUAAAUAUAAUUUAGGAAUACUCAAGCUGCUUUGUGGCACUUGGGGCUUUGAAACACAAUGAUCACCACUGCGACCUAUGGCCUGUAGCAGACACACUGUCACUGUAGUGUGGUGCCGAUGGGUUGUUGGCAGGGCGGGGAGGGUGGGGUUAGUCUUUGUUUUGUUUGUUUUUACCCUUUCUAUUUAACACUUUAUUUUUCCUCCCUGUUUUUUUCCUAAUUUAUUUACCCCUCUUACUGUCUCUCUCUUUU
Molecule: messenger RNA, 2771 nt
Organism: Pseudopodoces humilis (Tibetan ground-tit)
Lineage: Eukaryota; Metazoa; Chordata; Aves; Passeriformes; Paridae
Gene: CSNK1E
Product: casein kinase 1 epsilon
Biological process (GO): protein phosphorylation
Molecular function (GO): ATP binding; protein kinase activity
Source: RefSeq, a predicted model, not a curated record